CAAGAGACCCUUGAUUGUUUCCAACAACCUAGUUGGAAUCCAGUCUCAUAUAAGAAAAUUUUUGAUGCUAUUAGAUGUUGAAUCUGACGACAAAAAAAUUGUGGGGAUCCACGGCCUUGGUGGCAUUGGAAAGACAACGAUUGCUAGGGCUGUCUACAAUAUAGUCUUCCAUCACUUUGAAGGAUGCAGCUUUAUUGAAAAUGUUCAUGAAAAUUCUCAAAAGCAUGGGCUUCCCUAUUUGCAAAAUCAACUUAUCUUUGAUAUCCUAAAACAAGAAAAUCGAAAUGUCACUAGUGUGGAUGAUGGAAUUAAUGUGAUCCAGCAAAGAUUUUGUCAAAGAAAAGUUCUUAUUGUUCUUGAUGAUGUGCAUCAAGAUAAUCAAGCAAAGUCUUUAGUUGGGGACUGUGAAUGGGUUGGUAUUGGAAGCAAGAUCAUUAUCACAAGCAGAAAUAAGGAUGUUUUAAAUGCUCAAAAAGUAGAUGGGAUUUAUCAGCCCAAUGUAAUGGAUUUAGAUGACUCUCUUAAACUUUUUAGCCAUUAUGCAUUUAGAAGAGAUCAACCUCUAGAAGAUUAUUUAGAUCUCUCAGAAGCAAUGGUAAAAAUGACUGGAGGACUUCCCUUGGCUCUUCGAGUUAUAGGUUCAUCUUUAUUUUUAAAGAAAAAAUCAGUAUGGAAAGGCAUGUUAAAGAAGUUGCAAAAAGUUCCCAAUGAUGAUGUGAUGAAAAGGUUGAAAAUAAGUUAUGAUGGAUUAGAUGAUGAGGAACAACAAAUGUUUCUCGAUACUGCUUGUUUUUUUAUUGGAAUGAAUAAAGAUAUUGCAUGUCACAUAUGGGAUGGGUGUGGCUUUUCUUCUCAAGUAGGACUUGAUGCUCUUUGUGCAAAGUCCUUGGUAACAAUUAGUAAAGAUGGUGAGUUAAGGAUGCAUGAUCAAAUUCAGGAUCUUGGAAGAGAAAUUGUUCGUCAAGAGAGCAUAAAAGAACCAGGGAAGCGAACUCGAAUAUGGUCUCAAGAAGAAGUCAUGGAUGUACUAAUUACACAGAUGGGAACAAGUAAUGUUGAAGGACUCGCUGUUGACUUUAGAAGUAGAUUGAAGAGCCAAUAUUUGAUGAAUGAAGGAUUUUCCGCGAUGACAAAACUAAGGCUAAUCCAAGUCGAUUAUGCACAAUUUUUAGGGAAUUUCACGCAUUCCUUCUCAGAAUUGAGAUGGCUUAGUUGGAAAGGAUGCCCUGACCAGUAUACGCUAAUCAAUUUUUGUCCACGGAGACUAGCUGUUCUUGAUCUAUCAUUUAGUGAGAUCACAAAAAACUGGAUGGGUUGGAACUACAUCAAGAUGGCAGUAAAUCUAAAAGUUCUAAGUCUCACGUCUUGUCAUCAACUAGCUAAAUCUCCUGACCUUUCAGCAAAUCGACACUUGGAGAUUUUGUUCCUUGGAGGAUGUAAGUAUUUGGUUGAGAUCAAUAAAUCCAUUGGUUAUCUCAAGAAGUUAGUCAUCUUAGAUAUGAGUGGCUGUGAAAAGCUAGUGGUUCUUCCAAAUGAAAUCUGUCAUUUGGCUUCUCUGAAAAGACUCAAUUUAAAGGGAUGCAUGCGUCUAAGUAAGCUGCCAGAAAAAUUGGACCUCCUUAUCAACUUGAAAACACUUGAUUUAAGUGGUUGCGAGAGUCUAGUGGAUUUCCCAAUUGAAAUUUGUCAGUUGAUUUCUUUAGAAAGAUUUGAUUUAUCAGGAUGCAAAAGUCUGAUUAAGCUCCCAGAAAAAUUGGGCCUCAUGAUCAACUUGUUAACACUUGAUUUGAGUGGCUGCGAGAAACUUGAUUCACUUUCAAAUCUUCCUCAACACUUGGAGAUCUUGAUUCUUAAAUACUGUAAGAAUUUGGUUGAGAUUGACACAUCCAUUGGUUAUCUCAAUAACUUAGUCCUGCUAGAUAUGAGGUGUUGCUUUAGAUUAAUGGAUCUCCCAAUUGAAAAUUGUCACUUGACUUCUCUCAAAAGACUUGAUUUAUGGGGGUGCAUGCGUCUAAAUAAGCUACCAAAGCAAUUAGGCCAUUUGAUCUCCUUGACAAGCCUUACUUUAAGUUGUUGUGAGAAUCUAGUGGAUCUCCCAAUUGAAAUUUGUCAAUUGACUUCUCUUGAAACACUUGAUUUAAGUCUAUGUGAAAGACUUGUGGAUCUCCCAAGUGAAAUUUAUCAAUUGGUUUCUCUCAAAAGUCUAGACUUAAGGAAAUGUGGAAGCCUAAUUAAGCUUCCCGAGAAAUUGGGCUGCAUGAUUUCCUUGGCAAGACUUCUUUUAGGUGGCUGCGAGAGUCUGAUGAAUCUCCCGGUUGAAAUUUGUCAAUUGAUUUCUCUUGAAAGACUUGAUUUAUCUGGAUGCAAAAGUCAAAAGAAGCUUCCGGAGAAAUUGGACUGGAUGACCUCCCUAACAAGGCUUGAUAUAAGUGGCUGCCAUAAACUUGAAUCUAUUCCAAAUCUUCCCUCUAGUUUAAAAUUUUUUGAUGCUUCUGAUUGUGAAUCAAUAAUAUUACUCCCAGAGCUUUCAACCCUUGAAAAUCUAGAGGUAUUGUGCCUUGGAGGAUGCAAGAAGCUUCUUCACAUAUCAAGUCUUCCCUCAAGUUUGAUCCGACUUGAUGUUAGCAAUUGUUCUUCAAUUCGAUGCAUCUCAAAUCUUCCCUCAAGUUUAUCCAGCCUAGAUGCCAAAUCCUGCAAGUCCAUCAUAAAACUAUCAAGUUCAUCAGGAUUGAGAAAUUUAGAGAGAUUAUUUCUUGACUAUUGUGACAACCUAGAAGAAAUUGAAGGUGUUGAUGAGGAGGGAUUGGAGUCCCUAGUGCUCUUUACCACUUGUUGCAGAUCAUUAAUAAAGCUUCCAAUACUGAGGAGUUCAAAAAAACUGAGGAAAUUAACAAUCAAAGGCAGUCGAGUCAUAUCCAAUUUUGAAGGUGAGGGGAUGGAUUCUCUAGAGGAGUUGGAGAUAGGUUCUUGCAGAUCAUUGAAGAAAAUACCAAAUUUUCUUGACUCAUUAAUGCUGAGGAAACUAGAAAUUGAUGACUGUCCAAAAUUAUCCAAGAUUGAGAGCCUUGAGCACUUCAAAUCCUUAGAAACAUUAACAAUUUAUCACGCCCCGUCGCUGAAAAUAUUACCAGAUGUCUCAACCUUGAAGAACUUGAGCUAUUUUUCUAUCAGUCAGUGCUUCUCUAUGGAAAGAUUACCUGAUCUUUCAAAGUUAAAAAAGUUGCAGGUAUUAACCAUUGAAGAUUGUGGGAAGUUAACAGAAAUUCUAGGCCUUGACAGAUUGGUGUCCUUGAGAGAAUUGAACAUAAAAGGAUGCAUUUCCAUUGAAAGAUUAAUGGAUCUUUCAAAGUUGAAAAACUUGGAUCUUCUAAACAUUGAAGGAUGCAAGAAGCUAACAGAGAUUUAUGGUGUUGAUAGAUUGGAAUUUUUAGAGAAUUUGGAUAUCAGUGGGUGUGAGUGCUUGGAAAGAUUACCAGAUCUGUCAAACUUAAAGAAUUUAAAGCAGCUAAUUGCUAUUGACUGCAAGAAGCUAACUGAGAUUAAAGCUGAUGAUGGAUUAGAAUCUUUGAAAUUCUUGGAAGUUUGGGGGUGUGGAUCCUUGGAAAAAUUACCAGAUCUGGCAAAUUUAAAGAAAUUGAGGGAGGUAAAUGGUGAGCGGUGCUGGAGCCCAACUGAGAUUGCAGAUGUCUAUCGGUUCCAAGUAGAACUCUUGAUUCGGGGUGGUUGCACAAAAUUACAGCUUGAUUUCUCAAACCUUACACAUGCAGUAUCAUUUGAUUGUACAUGACAAAUUUAUUCAAGGCAAGUAGGAGUAACAGGUCAUUGCAAAGCUGCUCAAUUUCUUUGAUUGACAGUUCAAAUGGCAAGUGCCCUUCCUAAAAGGAGUCUGGAUCCUCUGAGGUGAGUGGCAAUGAGCGUCCAGCGGUUGGAAAGCCCUGGCAUGCACCCCCAGUAGUCAAAAUGCUCACUUCCGAUCACUGCCUCACUGCAGAAGAUCUGGGCACUUCUCAAAGACAACUGUUAAGCAGAGAAGUCCUAAGUGUAUCACUCCAAUCAAUCAAAAUAAUUUUAAAGGUAUGAACUUUGUUUCACAAACCUUACUAGAUUCAGUUUCAAUCUAAACCCCUAUUUGUAUAGAUUAAUCCUUUAGC
This is a messenger RNA of Macadamia integrifolia, 4151 nucleotides long. Its product is annotated as disease resistance protein RPV1-like. Gene Ontology annotation, molecular function: ADP binding. Lineage: Eukaryota; Viridiplantae; Streptophyta; Magnoliopsida; Proteales; Proteaceae. The record is from RefSeq and is a predicted model, not a curated record. Bases 65 to 3787 code for a protein of 1240 amino acids. Gene Ontology annotation, biological process: defense response. The transcript is spliced from 4 exons.